AUCUUUAUACAUUGAGCUAUUACAGUUACUAUAUCUUUGUCUCCAUGCUAGAUACGAUUGGAAAGCAAAGGUGGGAGGAACUCAUCAAUUGUGUUCUGCACAAAUGGGAUUUUAUUGAGGGUGCUAAUUUCUGAAGGGGCUGGUAGGUUGAAACAGAAGGCGGAGCGAAACCUGCAAAGCGAGAGAUUUCUGGCAUUACUCACAUUAUCAUGGAGGAAAUUUUUGUAUCAUCUUUUGCUGCUGCUGCAUAUUUGAAGUCCAUUAAUUUCCCAAAAGAUGAAAAGUGCAAUUGCUAUGGAGCUAAUAUCAAUUGAUAUCAGCUUUUGAAUGAGACUUGACUGUGGAAAUAUUUCACAAUGGGGGGUGUCAUCGGUAAAGCUGCAAAUGGAAUUGGAGGUGUUAUUGGAAGUGCAUUUGCAGCUCCAAUCAAGACUAUCUUUGGUGCAUCAUGCGAGUAUGCUAUUGAUACAAUGCAAUCUGUCUGCCUUAAGGAAGCUGGGGUAAAGGCAUUGGGCUCUUUGGAAGAAGAAACCACUUUAAUGGGCCUUACAUUUGGAGGCUACCUCCGUUUGAAGGCUGAUGAGGAGUCUAUCUACCAAGCUUUGAGCACAACCGUGGGAGUUUUGGACAGCAUUGAAGCAACAAUUGCCAAAUUCUUUUCAAAGCAGAUUGAGACAGUCCUUUUUAUUCUUACAGAGCUCAGAAGCAUGUUUGAACUAGAAGAUGAGUUUCUGGAGGAACUGGAGUUGGCUAUAGCCUUGGUUUCUACAUUAUUGGCAAAGGAGGAAAGUGUACAAGUACAUCUCAUCCAAGCUGCCAAGGAGUCAAGGAGAGGCCAAGAUCACUGAAAAUAAGCAUCAAACUCACCACCUCAUGCAGGCUAUACAAAUGAUAGUGCAGGACAAUCUCACUUAACACCUCAUAGGGAUCAUGG
Molecule: messenger RNA, 934 nt
Organism: Quercus lobata
Lineage: Eukaryota; Viridiplantae; Streptophyta; Magnoliopsida; Fagales; Fagaceae
Exons: 9
Coding region: 357-848 (163 amino acids)
Source: RefSeq, a predicted model, not a curated record